CACGUGGGAUGGCUAGUUGUUUCUGUAUCUCCCGCCGGGUAGAAUUCAAAAAGUAAAAUAAUUUGCAUUAGCAAUACCCUGGUGCCACUACGUUAGCAGCGUUUGGGUACCUAAACUUGAAAACCUUCGCACUUAGACCUCUGAACUCGCAGUUUACAGUUCUGCACGAUCAGCUGUGUGGAAGUGAAACAACUUUGGACACAGACCAUGGACGACUCGGACACAAGCGCGAUUCUUCCCGAGGAGUUUACGCCGUACUCUGCGGACGAGAUUCCGGAUUUAGGCUCUGUCUCAGCAGAUUCAGAGACCGCUGACGUCCAGAACAAACGCACCCUCCGCCCCGGACGUCCACCCUUCCCCUGUCCGCUGCCGGUCUCCGUGGAGCCCGUGUUGUUCCUGGCCAUGUUCUCGCUGGCGCUCCAGAUGCCGCUGUACACGCAGUAUCUGUGGGACCGCAUAAGUACAGAUCUCGGCUACAACGGAACUAAAUCAGGGGGAUGCGGAAACUCCUCCGGGCCUCCUGAUGCGCUGGAGAAGGAAGUGGAGACUCUGACAGCCCACUGGAGCUUGUACAUCAACCUGGGGGGCUUCUUGAUGGGGCUGUUCGUGGUGACGCUGCUGGGCUCCUGGAGCGACCGCGUGGGCCGCAGGCCGGUCCUGGUGCUGGCCUGCGUGGGCUUGGCGCUGCAGGCGGGCGUCUACCUGACCGUGAUGUACCUGCGGCUGCCGGUGGCCUGGUUCUUGCUGGGCCGACUCCUGAGCGGCGUCACCGGCGACUUCAACGCCGUGCUGGCGGCCUGCUUCGCCCACGCAGCUGACACCAGCAGCCACCGCGGCCGCACCUUCCGCGUGGCAGUGCUGGAGGCCUGUCUGGGCGUGGCCGGGAUGCUGGCGAGCAUCAUCGGGGGGAAGUGGCGGCGGGCACAGGGGUAUAUUAACCCUUUCUGGCUUGCCCUGGCCUGUAACCUGGCAGCCGCCCUGUACGCCUACCUGUUCGUGCCGGAGUCGGUGACCCCUGAGCCCUCGGCCCGGCUGUUCUCCGGAGAGCACCACCGUGCCGUCUUGCGGCUGUACGGGCCUCAGUCGCGGGGCGGGCGUGGGGCCCGGCUCUGGCUCUACGCUCUCUGCUUCUUCCUGGUGGUGACGGUGCACUUUGGCAGCCGAGACCUGUACGUGCUGUACGAGCUGAGCGCCCCGCUCUGUUGGGGGCCUGAGCUGGUCGGCUACGGCUCAGCAGCUCAGCACCUGUCCUACCUGAGCAGUCUGCUGGGGCUUAGGGUCCUGCAGCGAUGCCUGGAUGACUCCUGGGUGGCUAUUCUGGGGCUGGCCUCCAACAUCGCUGCCCUGCUGGUCAUCUCUGUCGCCAGCACCACUGUGCUCAUGUUCACAGGCUACGGGCUGAACUUCCUGUCCAUGGCCUCCACUCCUGUCCUCCGCUCCAAGCUGUCCAGACUGGUGGACCCAUCUGAACAAGGUGCUCUGUUUGCAUCAGUGGCCUGUGUGGAAGGGAUGUGCUCACUGGUGGCUACUGGAGCAUUUAACUCCAUGUACCCCGCUACCCUGCCUGUGAUGAAGGGAUUCCCCUUCCUCUUCGGUGCCAUCCUCCUACUCGUCCCUGCCUCAAUCAUUGGAACCAUGAGGUGCAGAGAAGUGAGGGCAGCCCCCGGGACCUCUUGACAGGAUCUCCUUCCCUGAGACUCUCUCGCCUACACUGCCCUGGACAAAUCACCCCACUGCCCUGUCUCAUCCUCCCGCAUGUGCAGGAUUUAGACAACAAGGGGGUGUGGGAGAACUGACCAAACAAAUGGAGGGAUGAAAGCUGAGGAAGGAUUACACAGAGUUUUGGACAGCAAAGGCCGGAAGUAGCAAUAACUGUUCAUUGUAUGCUAUAUUCCAAAUUUGGCAGCAAGGGGGGCGUCCCUCUUAUUCUGGGGGACACAGCAGUGUCAGUACCCCAUCCCGGAACCACUGCAACAAUCACUUGCGGACAGGGGCAUGAUGAAAACCCAAAAACAGUAUUAUGGAUGGAAUUUCUUCACAGGUUUGAUUCCUGCACUAAUGGACACUCCGAGAUCCCAGCAUGCACCUGCACAAGUGAAUGAUCCGUGGUGAUGUCUGUCACAUGCACCCAGCGUGUGCGCAGAGCUGAUGGGAGCACUGUCCAGUACACGUUGUUACAGAACAAGUGUGUCACAUGCUGAAGAGGGGCAGCCAGAAGGCAGCGUGUCCUGCCUGCCUGCUCUAAUCAGCCUCAGUGAGGGGGGAAGGAGGCUAAAAAUACGCAUGGCUCCUUCUGGCAAGACGCAGCCUGCAGGUGCUGUGUUAGGACAGUGUGAUCCGGACAAAAAAUGACCUUUGAUUACUGUGUCCAUGGAUGAACCCCCAUAAAUCAGGUCAUUAAAGUUUGAUGAUUAUUAAUGCAAGGAACACGGAAACGUCUGAUAAUGAUGUCCAAUUGAAGAAUAAAAAAGUUAUGCAAAAAAUUAUGAGCAAAAUAGGUACGGAUGUCCUUCAAGAAUGAAAUUGCUCUUGUC
This is a messenger RNA of Megalops cyprinoides (Indo-Pacific tarpon), 2534 nucleotides long. It is a transcript of the gene slc46a1, whose product is annotated as solute carrier family 46 member 1. The transcript is spliced from 6 exons. The record is from RefSeq and is a predicted model, not a curated record. The coding region runs from base 208 to 1677 and encodes 489 amino acids. Gene Ontology annotation, molecular function: transmembrane transporter activity. Lineage: Eukaryota; Metazoa; Chordata; Actinopteri; Elopiformes; Megalopidae. Gene Ontology annotation, biological process: transmembrane transport. Gene Ontology annotation, cellular component: plasma membrane.